Messenger RNA from Pipistrellus kuhlii (Kuhl's pipistrelle), 3131 nucleotides. RefSeq names its product pentatricopeptide repeat-containing protein 1, mitochondrial. Bases 158 to 2287 code for a protein of 709 amino acids. Gene Ontology annotation, cellular component: mitochondrial matrix. Gene Ontology annotation, molecular function: tRNA binding; protein binding. NCBI's taxonomy places the organism in Eukaryota, Metazoa, Chordata, Mammalia, Chiroptera, Vespertilionidae. The transcript has 9 exons. The record is from RefSeq and is a predicted model, not a curated record. Gene Ontology annotation, biological process: tRNA 3'-end processing.
AGUGGGUGCGCGACGCAGAGAGAGACCAGGCGGGAAGCGGAUCCUUGGGCCGGACUCGGAGCGAAUUCCUAUUUGACCCUCACCUGGAGCCCGGGAUCCGGACGGGAACAGGCCGGGUUGAGCCGAGGGCGUCCGGCCCUGGAGGUAAAAGCCAGAGAUGGACCUGAUGAGACUUGCCCGGCUCUUCUCCAGCCCCCGCCCCCCGGGACUGUCCCUCCUGCAACACCUUGGCCCUCUCAGAGGCCGGUGGGCAGGAGGCAGAGAAGGGCCUGCGUGGCUGAAGUCCGUGAGGCUGACGGGGCCGGUCCCAGCAGCCUUCAGCAGCUCCCUCUCUCCGCUGCCCCUCAGCCCGGGCGGCCAGAAGAACAUACGCAGCCUCAGCUCUGACCCCAGCCAGCCCAGCCCCAGGCCCGCCCAGCAGGAAGAGGAGGAAGAGAGUUUUGGGACUCUCUCGGAUAAGUACUCCUCCCGGAGAAUGUUCCGCAAAUCGACGCCCCAGUUGUAUAACCUGCGGCUCAGGGAGCAAGACGAAGAAGAUGAUGAAAGGGAGCCGGAGCCAAAAUCGUGGCAGGGCCGAAGAAACACCCCUUACUGGUACUUCUUUCAGUGCAAACACCUGAUCAAGGAAGGGAAGCUGGUUGAGGCCCUGGACCUGUUUGAGAGGCAGAUGCUGAAGGAGGAGCGACUCCAGCCCCUUGAGUGCAACUACACGGUGCUGAUUGGGGGCUGUGGGCGGGCUGGCUACCUGAAGAAGGCUUUCCGGCUCUACAAUGAUAUGAAAAAGCGGGGCCUGGAGCCCUGCGAUGCCACCUAUACAGCCCUGUUCAAUGUCUGCGCCGAGUCCCCCUGGAAGGACUCCGCUCUGCAGAGUGCCCUAAAGCUACGGCAGCAGCUCCAGGCCCGAAACUUCCAGCUCAACUUGAAAACAUAUCACGCCUUGCUGAAGGUGACCGCCAAGUGUGCAGACAUCAGGAUGUGCCUUGAUGUGUUCAAGGAAAUUGUUCAAAAAGGACAUGCGGUCACAGAGGAGACCUUCAGUUACUUGCUCGUGAGCUGCAUCCAGGACAAGAAGACAGGCUUCCGAUAUGCCCUGCAGGUGUGGAGGCAGAUGCUGAGCCUGGGGCUCCGGCCAAGCCGGCAUGGCUACAACCUGCUGUUGGGGGCAGCUCGGGACUGCGGCCUGGGGGACCCAGCAGUAGCCUCCGCGCUGCUCCUGAGACCCAGGGAAGAGAUGGUGCUGCUCCAGCCCCGGGCAGGAGGGCGGCAGGCAAGGAGGAAAGCCCAGGCUGGGAUGGCUGACAGCAUGCCAGCCACGCUGCACGUGGACACCCUGGAGAGACAGCUGUUCCUGGAACCUUCUCAGGCACUUGAGAGGCCUCCAGAGCCUCAGGAGGCCAGAGUCCCCAGCAAAGCCCAGCCUGAGAUGGAAACCAAAGUGGAUCCUGACCACACCGUGGCCCUUGCCUCUGUGGUCUCAGAGCCGCCUCCCCGGGAGCUGGAGACUAACCUCCUGACCCUGGGGCCGGUCCCCCCGGCUGUGGUCUCCUUUGGGACCGUGACCACGUCGGCAGACAGGCUGGCUUUGAUGGGGGGCCUGGAGGGCUUCCUGGGCAAGAUGGCAGAGCACGGACUCCGGCCUGACAUCAAGACCCUCACGCUUCUGGCCGAGGUGGUAGAUCCUGGGAGCCCCGCAGAAUCCUCACUGCUGACUGUCCUGGACACAUACCAGGUGGAGGCCGAUGUGACAUUCUUCAACACUCUGAUGAGGAAGAAGAGCAAGCUGGGUGAUCUGGAGGGGGCAAAGGCACUGCUGCCAGUCCUGGCAAAGAGGAGAAUUGUCCCUAACGUCCAGACAUUCUGCAAUUUGGCCAUUGGGUGCCGUAAACCACAGGAUGGUCUGCAGUUGCUGGCAGACAUGAAGAAGUCCCAGAUGACCCCCAACACCCACAUCUACAGCACCCUCAUCAAUGCGGCCCUCAAGAAGCUGGACUACACUUAUCUCAUCAACAUCCUGAAGGACAUGAGGCAGAACAGAGUCCCAGUGAAUGAAGUCAUCAUCCGCCAACUGGAGUUUGCAGCCCAGUACCCACCCACCUUUGACCGGUACAAAGGGAAAAACACCUACUUGGAGAAGAUUGAUGGCUUUCGAGCUUAUUAUAAGCAGUGGCUGAAAAUGAUGCCCGCAGAGGAAGCCCCCCACCCAUGGCAGAAGUUCCGGACCAAGCCCAGCGGGGACCAAGCCCCUGUCUGUGAGGCUGAUGUGGACAGAGGCCAUGGGGGCAGGUGAUGAGGAGGCCCAGGGGAUCUCUAUCCAGCAGAACUGGCACAAAGUGCACAGCCUCACAGUGCUUUGUGGGAACUUCAGGAGUCCCUUUUGUAGUAAAGACACAUGAACAUGCUGGUGUAGCCUCAAGCAUGAGGACAAGGACUGGCCAGAGUAAGAAUUGCAGCAUUUUGUAUAAAGAUAAAUGCUGGGCCCAGGGUGCCUGACAGGAUCCCAGCAUGGGUUGGGCCACUUUGGCCCAUCAUCUCAGGCCAUCCUCACCUGAGGCUGUCUUCCCCAGUGAACUUGAUCAUGGUCACAUGAGGUGGUCAGGAUUGAGUCCCAGUGGCCCUGGUGCUCUCCCACUGGGCUCUGUAAAGAACUAUUGCAGGGCCUCAAGGUUUAAAAGUUUUAUUUCUACAAAUCACAGCUGAUGAACAUCAAAGCCUUCACACACAGAGACCAUGCUCCAACUCGGUCCUGUGGCACUGCUCUGCCAGAAGAGCUGCUAUCAGAAAGGGGGGGUGUCACGACAGGCAGAAACCUGAGAAGUCCAAAGUCCUGGGUGCAAAGGGGUCAGGGCCCAAGGGCCUCAGCCCGAGCAGCCCCGGCAGCCGCAGUGUGUGCACUCAAUGAUCCGGCCCUGCAACAGAAGACAGAGAGACACUGCACCCAACCAUAUGCCGCACCCCAACCCCCCACCACCCACACAUGUAGUCACUCGCUAUAGGGCACUCCUCAGAAACUCCUCUAUGACAGUUCUGGAUGACAAAAAUUCAGUUCCCGCGUGAAAAUGGAAACAGCUGCUGUUGACACUGAAGUUACAACUCAUUGUACUUUUAAUUUAAGCUAAUUAAACACAUUUGGG